GAGCCGGGCAGGGAAGGGAAGAUGGCGGCGGCGGAGCGGAGCAGAUCCCCGGUUCCCGGGGGGUCCCCGGUGCCGGCCUGUAUGUUCGCCCCGGAGCCCGGCUCCCCGGGCGGACGGCCUCGCGUGGCGGCGGCCGCCUGUCCCCUCCGCGCAGCCUUCGAUGGCGAGGACGGCGAGGCGCUCAACGGCGAGCCGGAGAUCGACCUCACCAGUAAGCUGGUGAUGGUGAGUCCAACUUCAGAGCAGUAUGACAGUUUGCUCCAGCAGAUGUCAGAGAGGAUUGAUGAGGGAUGUGGGGAGACCAUCUAUGUCAUUGGACAAGGAUCGGAUGGGACUGAGUACGGGCUGAGUGAGGCAGACAUGGAGGCGUCCUAUGCCACGUUGAAGAGCAUGGCAGAGCAGAUUGAGGCAGAUGUGAUCCUCCUGAGGGAGCACCAGGAGGCCGGGGGCAAGGUGCGCGACUACCUCGUUCGGAAACGUGUGGGUGACAACGACUUCCUGGAGGUCAGGGUAGCAGUGGUUGGCAAUGUGGACGCAGGGAAGAGCACCUUGCUGGGUGUCUUGACUCACGGCGAGUUAGACAAUGGCCGGGGCUUUGCUCGGCAAAAGCUCUUCCGCCACAAGCACGAGAUUGAGUCAGGUCGCACCAGCAGUGUGGGCAAUGACAUUCUGGGCUUCGACAGCGAGGGCAACGUGGUGAACAAACCUGACAGCCACGGUGGCAGCUUGGAAUGGACAAAGAUCUGUGAGAAAUCCACCAAGGUCAUUACUUUCAUUGAUCUGGCUGGUCACGAAAAAUACCUGAAAACCACCGUGUUUGGCAUGACCGGCCACUUACCUGACUUCUGCAUGCUUAUGGUUGGGAGUAAUGCUGGGAUUGUUGGAAUGACCAAGGAGCACUUAGGCCUGGCGCUUGCACUUAACGUUCCUGUCUUUGUUGUGGUGACCAAGAUUGACAUGUGCCCUGCCAAUAUCCUGCAAGAAACCCUGAAGCUGUUACAGCGACUGCUGAAGUCCCCAGGGUGCAGGAAGAUUCCCGUGCUGGUUCAGAGCAAGGAUGAUGUCAUUGUAACAGCCUCCAACUUCAGCUCAGAGAGGAUGUGCCCAAUUUUCCAGAUUUCAAAUGUUACUGGGGAGAAUCUAGAUUUGCUGAAGAUGUUUCUUAAUCUCUUGUCUCCACGGACCAGUUACAGGGAAGAAGAACCAGCAGAAUUCCAGAUAGACGAUACUUACUCUGUCCCGGGUGUAGGAACAGUUGUCUCUGGGACGACACUGAGAGGGCUGAUCAAGCUAAAUGACACUCUGCUGCUGGGGCCAGAUCCCCUUGGCAACUUCCUCCCUAUUGCUGUCAAGUCCAUCCACCGCAAGAGGAUGCCCGUCAAGGAGGUGCGGGGAGGCCAGACUGCCUCCUUUGCCUUGAAGAAGAUCAAGCGUUCUUCUAUACGGAAAGGCAUGGUAAUGGUAUCACCACGCCUGAAUCCACAAGCAUCGUGGGAGUUUGAAGCAGAGAUUCUGGUGCUCCAUCACCCCACCACCAUCAGCCCACGAUACCAGGCCAUGGUGCAUUGUGGCAGCAUCCGUCAGACGGCCACGAUUCUCAGCAUGGACAAGGACUGCCUGCGGACAGGGGACAAAGCCACGGUGCACUUCCGCUUCAUCAAAACCCCGGAAUAUUUACAUAUAGACCAGCGGCUGGUCUUCCGGGAAGGCCGCACCAAAGCUGUGGGUACCAUCACUAAGCUACUCCAGACCACCAAUAACUCACCAAUGAACUCCAAACCACAGCAAAUCAAGAUGCAGUCAACAAAGAAGGGAGCUGUUACGAAACGAGAGGAUGGUGUUCCUGCUGCUGGGAUGGCAGCUGGAGGCCCAGCAGCUGGGGAUGAGGCCCCCUCAACAGCUGCAGCACCACUGACACCUACUGCCCUGCAACCAUUGCCUGCACUGGAUGAAGAGCCCCACAUCCGUGAGGGCAAUAAGGUAUUUGGCUGCUCUCAAAGAGAAACAGUGGGUUUGCUGAGGUUGGGAAAAGAGUCAGGCGAGCCUGAGAGCCAUGGUAGGGGGUGGGGGGCUCUCCUUCAAUUCUGUACAAAGUCAAGGGAGCCUGAGGCUUUGAUUUCCUGUAUGCUGAGCCCCAUGGCACUUGCUGGCUCUCAUGAGAGUGAAGCAUUUAGAAACUUGGGAAAUCAAAUUCUUCCCAGCUCGAAGGGCAAAACUUCCUGGUGCAUCUGUCUCUCCUCCUUCCCUCAUGGUGUGUCUGUCUCCCUCCUGCCUUAUCUCCUUCCUGCAGUGGUAGAAAGCUGAUCAGUCACAGCUGCCCUGCUGCUGUCUGAAUGUGUGUGUGAUCCAUCUGAAUUCCUGCUGUUUUGAUGUCCCAACAGAGGGGUUGCUUUGCACUAAAGUCGGUCUUGUUUUUCAGUCAAAAGUCGGAGGAGGAGGCCGUCGACGUGGGGGUCAGCGCCAUAAAGUGAAAUCUCAGGGAGCCUGUGUGACUCCUGCCAGUGGCUGCUGAAUUUCUUAUUUCUCCUCUCUCUGAAGAAUUCCUCCCCAUCCCUUCAUUUCUUAUCCAAAACAUCCAGAGCAGCGUAAACCAAAACCCAUCCCAGCAGAUUGGCUGCAGAAGAAUCGUCCCUCCUCCCUGCACGAAGCAAUGGAGAGGAGCAUAAUUUAUAAGCUAAUGAAGGUGGUAAGACAGAACUGAGUAACUGACACCUUCCUCCUCCCCCUGUCGACACAUUUUUGUACAUCAUGGGCUUAGUUUUUAUUCUUAUUAGUUUUUAUUAUAUUUUGUGUGCAUGAAGAUGAGAGGGGAGUCUGGAUAGAGCUGCGAAGAGCCAGUUAGUUGCCUCCCUCCUCCCUCACCCCUUUCUGUCCACAGGACUUGCUGCUCUCCCCUAUUUGCUGUCUCAGAUCCAGGGAUUAUCAGAUGCCUGAAAUUUCAGACUUGCAUAGGUUAAAACAGGUUGUUUAGGAUGGCUCCAUGGAGCAUUGUUUCAUCAUCACUGUGGCCUUGUGCCAAACAUGGUUUGGAUUCCCUCCCUUUUAAACUAUUUCUAAGUGGAUUUAAUUUAAUGUUGUAAUGACUGAAGUUUGAAGGAGAUGGUGAGAAAGUUCUUUAGUAAGAUAUCUAAGAGGGAAACAAAUUGGAAAGCAGUUGUUGAUGUUAAGUUCAGGGAUCCUAUGCUCAAUAUCCUCAAAUAAUGUUGAAAGCACUUAAAAUUUUAACUAGCAACAGAGUUAAAUGGGCAGGCAUUUACCCACCCAGUUCCCCUUCCCACCGUGCUGCUUUUCCUAGUGUUUGUUCAGUGCACAUUGGAGCACAUCUAACCUGCCUUCCAAGGCUGCAGCAGCUCCACUGACAGUAUUAAGAACAGUGCAGGAGCACUCAGUCCGUCCCUUGAGCCAGAGAAAGCCUUCUUACGUCGACGGACAGAGGUCAGAGGUGGUAAGAUACCUUUGGAACAGAGACAUCAGGCUAACAUGACCUCCCCUUGAUUUUGUUUACUCCAAGAUAUCCAAAACCUUUUUGGAACUCACUGGCCAAACUUUGCCAUGGCAGAUGCAGGAUUUGUCUUCCCCCCUCUUGGCCAAAGAGGGCAGUGACAAAUUGGUACCAAAUUUAUAGAAGUGCUUUCAACGUUGGAAGUACAUGGUAAUUUUUCUGACUUUCACUUAUUUUUUUUUAAGAUUUUAUUUUUCUUACUGAGAAAUUCUGGCUUCUCCAAGAAGGCCCUGCAAGGACAGUUUACAAAUUACUGUUAGAAUGGUUUUUUUAACCAUUUAAUGAGUUUUUCAAGUGAUUGAUUCCCUGCUUAUUUUGAUCUCUUUUCUUCUAACCCUGCCUCCUCCCUUGGCUUUGGUGAGGACAGGAAUGAUCCUCUGCCAGUUUAUGGUGAGCUCUGGGAGCAUGGCAGCAUUUUGAGGAGGAGGCGGCAGCCUCAGCAAAUCAUGGCUCCCCCCAGCAGGAGUGGUCAGGCUCGGUUUCUCUGAGGGCUUCCUCCUCCAAUGAAGGACUUCUGUUUUAAUCAGAGAGAGACUGCAAAUUUUCUGUCCCUCCUUAGUGGGCUGUUCCUGUUCCUCACUCUGUGUCACCUGUGUGGAGUUCAUUGCAGCUUACCUUGUGACUCAGGGUAGGCUUCCAGGCCGGCUGAGUGGCAGAGCGCAUCUCCCGCUGCCAACACCAGCACUCCAAGAGCAUUAAGCAGCACGGGAGAGGUGAAACAUGGUUUGGAGACCAGGUCCUUUGCCUUAGAGACUGCAGUGGGUGGAAGCGGGAGGUCAGACAGUCCUUUUCCAAGCUAUGUGCCUAAAUACCAGCACUCUCCUGGCGAGGGAGGAACUAUAGGCGGCUACAACACUAAUAGCACCCGCAUUGUUGAGGGGGUGUGAGGUGUGGCUAAGCAGGGCACGAGGGCCUGGCUUGUUUGUCUUAUGGCCCUGUAGCAGCAUCAAACUGCAUCUGAUUUCACUGCUCUCUGCUUCUGAGGGGAGCAGGGAGCUCCAGGCGGUUUUCUCUUUCUCCAUUCCUUGUGCUCCAAAUGAAGGAGACUGCCGAGACUGAAAGAAGGUUCACUUCAAUUUGUGCAAAGGAGGUGGUGUGAUCUCUCUUUUGUGACCAGCAUUUACAGAUCACUCAGGCUGGUGUGAUCUAUAAAAUAAAUUUUAAAAAAGUUUGUUCCAAGUAAAA
Molecule: messenger RNA, 4687 nt
Organism: Lonchura striata (white-rumped munia)
Lineage: Eukaryota; Metazoa; Chordata; Aves; Passeriformes; Estrildidae
Gene: GTPBP1
Product: GTP binding protein 1
Biological process (GO): translational elongation
Molecular function (GO): translation elongation factor activity; GTPase activity; GTP binding
Source: RefSeq, a predicted model, not a curated record